AAAGAAAGAAAGCGAGAGACAUAGAGAGAUAGAUUCAAUGGCGGAGAAAGAAGAGGUUGUAAAGCUGAUAGGGUCUUGGGCAAGCCCUUUUAGUCGUCGGGUCGAGAUAGGUCUCAAACUCAAAGGUGUGCUUUACGAGUACAUGGACGAAGAUUACUUGGUCACCAAGAGCCCUUUGCUUCUUCAACUAAACCCAAUUUACAAGAAGGUUCCGGUUUUUGUCCACAAUGGUAAAGUAUUACCAGAGUCACAUCUGAUCCUCGAAUACAUCGACCAAACAUGGACAAAUAAUCCAAUUCUACCGCGAGAUCCAUACGAGAAAGCCAUGGCUCUAUUUUGGGCCAAAUUCGUCGAUGAACAAGUCACAUCAAUAGGGUUGAGAUCUCUAGUAAAAUCAGAGAAAACUGAUGUUGCAAUCAAGGAGGCUCAGGAACUCAUUACGUUUCUUGAGAAGGAAAUCACCGGAAAUGAAUUUUUCGGCGGAAAGGCGAUAGGAUUCUUGGACAUGGUUGUAGGAAGUAUGAUCCCGUUUUGUCUGGCUCGGGCUUGGGAAGGUAUGGGAAUUGAUAUGAUUCCAGAGAAUAAGUUUCCAGAACUAAACAGAUGGAUCAAGAAUUUGAAAGAAAUUAAGAUCGUGAGGGAAUGUAUACCUAAUAAAGAGAAACAUAUUGAGCACAUGAUGAAAAUUGUAGAGCGAAUCAAAGCUGCUUCGAAGACGAUAUGUACUCUUUGAUCUGGAGAGUUUAUAUAACUAUAUUUUGUAUUGCCUUGUUAUUCUAAAAUUGUAUGAUUGAUUUAUUAA
Messenger RNA from Eutrema salsugineum, 802 nucleotides. RefSeq names its product glutathione S-transferase U3. Gene Ontology annotation, molecular function: glutathione transferase activity. The record is from RefSeq and is a predicted model, not a curated record. Gene Ontology annotation, cellular component: cytoplasm. Gene Ontology annotation, biological process: glutathione metabolic process. NCBI's taxonomy places the organism in Eukaryota, Viridiplantae, Streptophyta, Magnoliopsida, Brassicales, Brassicaceae. The transcript has 2 exons. Bases 38 to 733 code for a protein of 231 amino acids.